Danio rerio (zebrafish) is the source of this 3832-nucleotide messenger RNA. NCBI's taxonomy places the organism in Eukaryota, Metazoa, Chordata, Actinopteri, Cypriniformes, Danionidae. The record is from RefSeq and is a predicted model, not a curated record.
AAGCCCUUGACAGGAUCUACAUUUUCACAGGACCAGGUGCCCAACAUCGCACUGCUGGGUUCUGGAGGAAGUGAAAGAGCAAUGGUGAGUUUGCUGGAAUCACUGGACGCUCUGGCUCAAACUGAUCUCAUGGACUGCAUGAUGUAUCUUGCUGGAAUCUCAGGAUCAACCUGGUGUAUGGCAUCUUUAUACAAAGAACCCAAUUGGUCCAAUAAGCUUAAAGUAGUGAAGGAUGACGUCAUACAGAAACUUGUUGGUCGUGACGUCAGUUUGAUGGACAAAUAUGUGGCCCUCAAAGAAUACUACAGAGUGAAGGAUAACUUUAGUUUGACAGAAGUCUGGGCUGUGCUGUUUAUAAGCAAGAUGGUCAAAGAGAUAGACAAGAAAAGUUUUACCAGUCGACACAGGAGCCAACACAGCAAAGAUCCUUAUCCAAUCUACGCUGUAAUUGAUUUGCAGAGCAAAGAUGAUAAACUAGAUGCAGAUGCGUUUCUUGAGAUCACACCACAUGAGACCGGCUACUCCAUCACUGGGGCCUUUGUGGAUUCCUCCAGUUUUGGGAGUCAGUUUAAGCAAGGGGUUAAAAUAAAAGAGCAGCCCGAGAUGGACAUGCUGUUCCUGCAAGGUCUGUGUGGUAGUAGUCUUGCUGAUCCUGUAAAAAUAUUGGAGGAACUGAUAUAUAUAAUCAAACAUUUAUUUGGGUCUGAGUCUGAAAUGAUGGCGGACGUCUCGUCUUCAGAAACAAAACAAACAGACAUUCAGUCCCUCAGUGCUCAACACCUGGACAGGGCUGGCAAACUGCUCUUGACACUUGUGCAAGUGAAUCUUCUGGUUUUAAAAAAUGAAGAUCCUUCGUCUCAGGUUAAAACCCUGAAUGACUUACUGAGAGGAAAGCUGGAUGGAGACAAAUACAAGGAAUUACUCGGCAAGUCAAAAGAAAUGAACAAGAAAACUGUUAAGGAAUAUACCAUAUAUGUAUGCAACCUUCAGCCCUACUGGGAUCCCACAUGCAAUGGGUUCUGGAGUGUCAUUGCUAAAUGCACUGAGUUAGUUGCUUGCUGGAUCUGGGGAACAACAUACAACUUUCUAUACAAAAUGACAGAGAAGGAGGUUUCUAGAAUCUGUGAACAUGAAGUGAGGCAUUAUGCUGAUGGCGGGAUCAUCAUCAACUCACCUUUUUUACCGGUGCUGAGGAAAGAGAGACACGCUGACCUCAUAAUCUCCCUCGAUUUCAACGAGGACGAUCCAUUUGAGUCUCUCACAAAAACAGCUGAAAUGUGCAAAAAGCUACACAUUGAUUUCCCUGAAGUUCCUGAAGAGAUACAAAAGGAAAAGGAUUUUCCAAGGGAUUUUUAUGUGUUUGAAGGCUGCAAUACUCCGACUGUGAUACACAUUCCUCUUUUCAACAGAGUCAACUGUGGUAGUAAAGCUGAAAUGGAAAAGUUGAAGAGAAAAUACAGCACCGUCCAAGGGCCCUACUCCAUUGAAAAGAUUGAUGAACUGUUGAAGAAAGCUGGAGUGAACAUCACAAAUAACAAAGAGAAUAUUCUGACGGUGAUUCGGAACGUCAUCAAACAAAAGACGUCGUAGAUUUGUUUGCAUUCGUGUCACCCACAUCAUGGUGGCUAUCGCUAAAUAUUACAAAUGAACGUAACUUAGAGGGUAUAUCGAUUUUUGAUAGGGAAAUUAAAAUCUCCCAGUUGGCCGAUGACACAGCCUUAUUUUUAAAAGAUAAAUGUCAGUUGAAGAAUUUGUAUGUGCUUCUGGAUUGAAAUUGAAUAUGUCCAAAUGUGAAAUUAUUAUGAUUUAAUAAACUAAUGACUCCUCAAUAAAUGGUAUUUUAGUAAAAGAGACUUUAAAGUAUCUGGGUAUUUAUUUAACAAAAAAUUUAGCCACUAGACAACUGCUUAACUUUUCUGGUAGACUUAAAAAACCUCAUAGCAUUUUUAAUCUUUGGCUCCAAAGAGACCUUUCCCUUUAUCUUCUGACCAAAGCAGAAGGUUUAUCUCGUUUGGUAUACCCUUCACUUUCUCUUUCUAUUAAUAUCCCUACCGCUAAAGAAGUUAACAAAAUAUUUCUCAACUUUAUUUGGAAAAAUAAAUCCCAUAAACUUAAGAAAACAGUUCUAGCAAAUAGUCGAAAAGAUGGUGGACUUGAAGUGUUUGACUUUGAGGACAUAGUAAACACUUAUAGAAUAAAUUGGUUUAAAAGAUUCUUAAAUGACACUAACUCUAUAUGGUUUUUAUUCCAAACUCUAUUUUUCUAUUUUUCCAAAUUCUUCCUUUUAUUUUAAAAUGUAAUUAUCUACCGAAUAAAUUGCCAAUUGCACUGUCAAAAUUUCACCAGCAGGUUAUUCUUUUCUGGAAAUUGUGUUAUUCCCACUACAUAAUUUCUCACCACAUAAAUACAUUUUAUGGAACAACUCUGAUAUUAGAAUUAGAAAUAAAUCUAUUUUCUCUGUCCACGUGGUUUAACAGAAAUAUAAUUGGGAUUCUCUCAAUUUUUGAUAAGUCUGGCAACUUCUUGUCUUAUGAACAAUUUAUGUCUAAUAAUAAUUUUCCAUAACCUUUUAAAGAAUUUAAUGCUGUGCAAAAAGCAAUUCCUUUAGGCCAAAUUCAACUUAUAAAAUCUCAUUUAUUUUUUAAUGAAAAUGUUAUUAAAGAACCAGAGCUAAUCUUAAAUGGAAUUAUUCUAUUUGACAGAAAAUGUAAUAAUAAAUAUAUUCAACAAAUUUUUCAAAAUAAAAAGUAUAAUGUUCCCAAGGGCAAAUUUUACUGGGCAUCCCUCAUUGACCUAAUAGACUGGAAAAAAGCCUGGCUAUUACCUCAUAAGUACUGCAUCCCCAAUAAAACAAAAGAGGUUCACUUUUAAGUUCUUCAUGAAAUAUAUCCAGUGAAUAGUACUUUGGCAAAGUGUUUGGAGGUUAAUAACUCAUGCACAUUUUGUAAAACUAAAGACGAAACGUUGAUUCACAUAUUUUUGAAAACACAAAAAGCUUUUGGAAUAGCUUAAAUCUCCAUAUAGGUAAUUACAUUGCUUCUUCCAGACCCUUUCAACUACAAGAUAUUAUUUGUUACUAUAAAGGUAAAACUGAUAUAUCAGAGAACUACAUUAUUAACUUUUGUAUUUUGUAUGGAAAAUAUUUUAUUCACAAAAAAAUUCUCCACUUCGCAGCCUUCUUUUUUACAUUUUUAAUUGAAAUUGAUGUAUUUUAUGAAAUCUCUUAGACUGGUUAAUAACAAAAAGUGGUAGAUUCUUGGAUUAUUAUGAUCAUUAUUUUGGAAAGAUCACGGAUACAUGUUCUUCUUUCCUCCUGCUGUAUUUGUGUUAUGUAUGUAUCUCUGUUUUUUUUUCUUUUACUUUUUCUCUUUUGUUUCUCUUUUUAUUUUAUUUUUUUAUAUGUGUUAUAUUAUUUAACCUGAUCUGUUAUUAUCAUUGUUAUCUUUUUUUUUGUACGAUUGGAUUUUGAAUGUUUGUUUUUGAAGUCAAAUAAAAAACAUGUGGAAAUGUUUCUUGUCCAUUAGAUGGCGGCAAAGAACAGGUUAGAAUGAUUUUGCGAACGACUCAAAUACUUGAAGACAAAACAUUAUGUAAAUUUAAAAUGAUGGGAAAGCAACUAACAAGCAAUUAAAAGCAGCAGCCAAACCUACCUAACCAAGAUAUGCUGUUUUUAAGCAUGUUUGUUUCAAGUAUCUCCAAUUAUCCUGUGUGUCUUUUUGAUUUUUAUAUUUUUUUUAUUAAGCACUGCCUCAUUUAUAGAUCAUGCUUGAUCAUGUCCUUGGUGUAAUCACGUGUGAUUAAAUCUCCUGAUAAUAAAGAUGUUUACUCAAGA